This is a messenger RNA of Cuscuta epithymum, 1575 nucleotides long. Lineage: Eukaryota; Viridiplantae; Streptophyta; Magnoliopsida; Solanales; Convolvulaceae. The record is from the annotation of a GenBank genome assembly.
UCCUUUUUCUUAAAAUCAUCAGUAGUUAAGAUGUUUUACAAACCCCUCGUCCUUAGGGUUUAUCUUACCGCCAUCAAAACGAACCUCUAAUCUAUGAUCAAAUGUGAAGUUUCUACAGAUUACCAAUAUUGCAGAGAAAAAAGGAUGGAAGCCAGAGUGGGGAUGUCAGCUCGCGGCGGCAGCGUUGCAGAGGGCGGGUCGUUUCUGCCGCAGCACCACCACCAGCGUCUGAAACACCACCAGUAUCACACGCACCAGCACCCACAGAAUUCGCAGACGCAAAUCGGAACUGUGCCGCAGCUUCUUGCCGGUGGUAUUGCCGGAGCUUUCAGCAAGACAUGCACUGCCCCCUUAGCUCGUCUCACGAUUCUGUUUCAGGUCCAAGGCAUGCAUUCGGAUGUGGCAGUGUUAAGUAGACCAAGUAUAUUCCGUGAGGCUUUGCGGAUUGUAAAUGAAGAAGGAUUCAGAGCUUUCUGGAAGGGAAAUCUUGUCACUAUUGCUCACAGACUUCCGUAUUCUUCAGUCAACUUUUACGCUUAUGAACACUAUAAGAAAAUCCUGAAAUCUAUUCCAGGCUUGUAUGGUAAUGAGAGACAUGCUAGUGCAGAUGUACUUGUGCAUUUUGUAGGUGGUGGUUUAGCUGGAAUGACAGCUACCUGUGCCACCUACCCUUUGGAUCUUGUCAGAACAAGGUUGGCAGCACAGAGGAGUACAAUUUAUUAUCAGGGCAUUUCCCAUGCCAUCAGCACCAUCUGUAGGGAUGAGGGCUUCUUUGGGCUGUAUAAAGGACUUGGAGCAACAUUAUUGAGUGUUGGACCUAGUAUAGCAAUAAGCUUCUCUGUUUAUGAAUCUUUGAGAUCUCAGUGGUUAGCUCACAGGCCUGAUGAUCCCAAUCUUCUCAUUAGUCUUACUUGCGGAAGUCUUUCGGGAAUCGCAUCAUCUACAGUGACAUUUCCUUUAGACCUAGUGAGGCGACGAAUGCAGUUGGAAGGAGUGGCUGGGCGUGCACGCGUGUACCACAGUGGUCUGUUUGGGGCAUUUAGGCACAUAAUUCGAACCGAAGGUUUCCGAGGGUUUUAUAGAGGGAUUAUGCCCGAGUACUACAAAGUUGUCCCUGGUGUGGGAAUUGUUUUCAUGACGUACGAGGCACUGAAGAAGUUUUUAUCUGAAUCUCCCUUUGCUUGAUUGAUUUUCAUCUUUGGAAAUUCGAACGGUUCUGCAAGUUCCCAUGCUCUGAGAGGCCCUCCGAUGGAGAAAACAGUUUUGCGCGCUAUUAAAAUGCUAAGCUAGAAAAGUUGAAAAAUAUUGAGUAGGUAAAUUAUAACACUCCCAUGUUGUCUCUAUUAUCUUAGCAUCGAACUUUUAUUUUUCACUGUGUAUAGCCCAUUAGCUCCCCACCCCACAUUGAAGUGUUGUCCUACAUAAUUGCGGCACUUUUUUUUGGCCCUUUUUGUUUAUUUUCAGGAGUCCUGUAGCUUAGCAUUUUAUUUUCUGAAGAAACUCCAGAUGAAUUUUGUUAGCUGAUGCGUUUCUUUUGGGCUUUGUAUUGACAGUGAAAUAUUAUUAAUUAAAUUU